AUCACUUUUAAAGUGUCAAUUUAUAUUCCCUUCAAAAAAAUGUGGAGUUUUGGUUUCAUUAUGGUAAAGUCUAAGGUAGAGAUUGGGUCAACUUCUCAUUGCAGGUUUGUGCGCCGUUUAAAACGUUCCGCCACCGGGGCGACAUUUUUGGCCUCGUUACAAUCUCUGCCAUUUAUUCAGUAUAUCGUUUUACAGUUCUGAUAGUAAACAUAAUUAAUCGUGACGGGUUGAACUUCAUCAGAUAAAUGUCGGUAGAACUGAAACGUGAAGCUCUCUGCUUGAGGAGGAAACAAGCGCUGGACUAAUUAACGCUAAUUACCACGAGUCGCGUAAACUUCACUUAGAGUCACACAAAGACCUGGGAACCUUGGAGACAAGAAAGAAAGACAAAAAAAACCCAAUACAAAUUAAAAGGAGAUGAGUUACAACUACAUGAAAGCCAGACUGGCUUCUUUAGUUUUGAUAUUGAUGGCGCAGCGCUGUUGCUGCGUCUCCAGCUUUCAGGGGAAGGAAAAGCGGCUGCAAAACGCACAGCUGGCUUUACCUGCAGUCACCUGCUCAGUCCGCGGGAUUAAAGCGGUGUUUGGUCCGCUGGUCACGAAUAAACUGCAUGUCAGAGACCUGUCGGGUGCUCCGGUCCCUUUAAGUAAUUCUAAGGGGUCCUGUGGAGUGAAGGUGGGUAAAGAGAAGAACCAGAACCUCUCGCUUUUCAGCAGAUAUGACAGCUGCUAUGCAAGGAUAGAGGGCAACAAAGUGGUGGUCCCGCUGCUGGUCCAGUUGACAGGAGAGAACCGGUGGAUCAGAGUAAACAUCAGCUGUCCUCUGAUCAAGAGAAGCAGUCAGAAAACCCAGCCGAUGUCGUCUUCUUCUCCAGCUUCCCUCGGUGAAUGCAAUGCUGAUGAGUCCCUGCGUUUAAACUGUGGUCACCAAAGCAUCACCAGCAGCGCCUGUCAAAAAUUGGGUUGCUGCUACGACGCUCAGUCUACCGCCUGCUACUACAGACUUAACGCGUGCUCUCUGGACGGACACUUUGUGUUCACGGUCAAGGCUACAGACACCCAUCCGCCCAUUGACCCCAGCAGCCUUGCGAUCAAGAAUCAGCCUCACUGUUUGCCCGCAAUCUCAACUUCAGAUACUGCCGUCUUCAAGAUGGGAGUCAUGGACUGCGGCACGAAGAUGAGGAAAGAUGGCGAUCUGGUGAUCUAUGAGGUUGAAGUGGAGGAGCAGAACAAAAAAAAGAAAAGACAUUCAGCCUUCAGUCUGCAGGUUGAGUGUGAAUAUGACGAAUCGGAUCUGAAACAUGCAAAAGACUUGAGGUCUUUGUAUACCGUUACCAAUCCACCGGCUGUAGUGGCACAGGGAACCAUGAGGGUGCAGAUGAGAUUAGCUACAGAUUCUUCCUUUACCAACUUUAUCCAAGAAGACCAGCUUCCCCUAAAACUACCGCUGCGUCAGACGGUGAAUGUGGAGAUUUCCAUCGUCCCACCGUCCCCUGACCCUGCACUCUCGCUGCGUGUGCGAGACUGCUUUGCCUACCCCGCGUCCAAGCACUCUGUGUGGACCCUCCUCCAUGAUGGAUGUCCUAACCCUCUAGACACCAUGAGAAGCUCUGUCCCUGUGGACAACCAGGGGAAGACCACCACCUACUCUCAGGUCAGGCGCUUUGAUGUGAAGACCUUUGCCUUCUUGGACCCUGAUACUGGCAAACCAAGUGUAGAGCAGAUGUACUUCUACUGUUGGGUGGAAAUCUGCACAGAAGAUGUUGACUGUGCCCAGCGUUGUACUAUCAUCUCAUCGGAUGCGGAGCGACAGAGAAGGCAGACCCCUCCUGCAUCCCGCCAGGUCCAGCUCGUCUCCGUAGGCCCGCUUCAACUGGUCCACGAAAACGCAGAACUGGAUGACCUUCAGUGUGGAAAACUGAGCAAGCUGUUCAGAGUGAUGGUGUAUGUUCUGUCUGGCGUUGGUGCUGCCCUGCUGCUGAUCCUGCUGUUUGCUCUUUGGUCAAGCAUCCAAAGAUGCGGCUGCAAGCAGAGGGCCGCUACGCGAGACUUUAAAUAAACCGAAUACGUUGACCUGCAUUAUUAUUUGCAAUGAGUUUGUUUUUGUUACUACGCUCCAAGUUUAAGUUUACCUUCUAAAUCGUGUUUUUUGGGGAUUUAGAGGAAAAGGAAAUGAACUUCUGCAGCUCUUCUAAAAAUAAAGUGCAUUUCCAUUCUUGCUUUGUAUACAAUUUCAGCCUUGGGGCUUCUAUUUUUUUCAAUUAUGAAAAUCUUAAUAAAAUUACAGUUAUGAGAUUUUACACGGUUUCUGGUUAGUGAGAGACUAUGACGCAGUGGGUUUAAGAUCUCAAAGGCAUUUGAACCAAGGAACCUUAAUUGCGUCCAUUGUUGUACAAAGGCAGUUAUCAACUGGAUAAAUCAAUCUGGGUGUAGAUAAAGUACCGUUUGCACUUAAGCAGGACAAAGCUAAGAUGCAUAAGACAAGAACAGCUUUUAGAAUAGAAAAACUGUGUAUAUAGUUUUUCUUUUUCUGAUUUAUAGAUUUAUGCAAACAUGCCUCGGCACUACAUCCACUACCCUGCCACAGCUGGGCAAAUUGCAUCGCUGCACUCUCCUGCUAAUGUGCGUUUCCUUGACAACAAGAUGGAUUGGAUUAGAAGUGGGACAUCUAUAAAGAGUUGUUUGGAGUUGAUAAAAGCAAGUCAAAGUUAAGAUCAGAGAGCGAGCUCCAGCAGAAUGUCAAACACAUGGUGAGGAGCCUCUAGAAAUAAUUACAUUAAGAAGCAGGAUUCAUAAAAUUAAUAUAACUGGUCCUAAACAUGCAGGUUUUUGAUUAUCAUAUUAAACUCUGCAUCAUUUUCCUUUUAUUAUUCUUUGUAAAAGUAUAUUAAGAGCUCAGAAACUGCAGCUCUGAGGAGGAGUUGCGCCUCAAAGGCGGAGCUAGGUCCACCUAGGCGUUAUGUUUUCCACAGCUGAGUGGUUGCCACGGGAGAUUCAAGGAUUGAGCAUUAUAACAAGCUUUAUUGUUUCUUCAACUUGCUGCGAUCCUUUAUUUUUUUAAAAUCCCCCAAAGUCUCGCUUACUGAUAGUUUGACAGC
Xiphophorus maculatus (southern platyfish) is the source of this 3097-nucleotide messenger RNA. RefSeq names its product zona pellucida sperm-binding protein 4-like. The coding region runs from base 418 to 2058 and encodes 546 amino acids. The record is from RefSeq and is a predicted model, not a curated record. Gene Ontology annotation, biological process: prevention of polyspermy; binding of sperm to zona pellucida. Gene Ontology annotation, cellular component: egg coat. The transcript has 13 exons. Gene Ontology annotation, molecular function: acrosin binding; structural constituent of egg coat. NCBI's taxonomy places the organism in Eukaryota, Metazoa, Chordata, Actinopteri, Cyprinodontiformes, Poeciliidae.